CAGCGGCCGGGCCAGCUAUGCGGGGUCCUCCGGCCCCGGCUGGCGGCACUUCCUGGAGCGGCGGCGGCCGCUUCCCGGGCACCUGGGCGUGGGGCGCGGGGGCGCGCGGCGCGGGGCGGGCGGAGCGAGUGCGCGCCAUGGCCUCGGCGGGCGGCGCGGAGCCGGCGUGCUGCUGAGCCCGGCCGCCGGCCCGGCAUGGGCGUCUCCCGCGGGCCCGCCGCCGGCCGGGGCUAGGGCCGGAUGGAGCCGCGGGACGGCAGCCCCGAGGCGCGGAGCAGCGACUCCGAAUCGGCCUCCGCCUCGUCCAGCGGCUCCGAGCACGACGCGGGUCCCGAGCCGGACAAGGCGCCGCGGCGCCUGAGCAAACGGCGUUUCCCGGGGCUGCGGCUCUUCGGGCACAGCCCGAGGCUGCCGGCCCCAGCCAUGGAGACCUUCUUUCGGAGACACUUCCGGCGGAAGGCCCUGGGCCCCGGAGAUGGGCAGCGGCGGCCCAGCAGCGUGGGGUUGCCAGCGGGCAAGGUCCGGCGCCGCUCCCCAGCAGGGCAGGCCUCUGCCUCUCUGGUCCAGCGGCGCCGCUCCAGCGCCCAGCUCCAGGGCUGCCUCCUGGGCUGCGGGAUGGGAGCCCGGGGCCCCAGCCGGAGGCGCUCCAGCACCGUGCCCCCUGCCUGCAACCCCCGCUUCCUCGUGGGCGAGCUGUCCGGCUCACCGCUGUUGCUUGCAGGGCUGAUGGGUGUGGAGGGGGGCGGCCCAGAGGACCUGGUGACCGCGCCUCCCGUGCCCCGCAGCGCCCGGCACCUGCUGCCCGUGCCACGCUGCUUGUGGAGGCGGCGCCAGGGCUCCUCCCACCUGCUCACCCAGGACAGGGUGUACGACCCAGUCCUCUGGGGCCUGCGCGGCUACUACCGGCGCCUCAGCCAGCACCCUGGCCCCGGGGGGCGAAGAGCCUCCGGCACUGCAGCCAGCAUGGGGACCCCUGCCCGCCUGCGCCCGCUGUCCCGCAGGCGCCAAGUGGCCCUGCGGCGCAAGUCGCCUGCACCCCAGGCCUGGAGCGCCCGGCUCCUGAAAGCCAUCUCCAAGUCGGGCCUCCAGCACCUGGCACCCCCACCUCCAGCUCCCGGAGCCCCCUGCGGCGACCGCGAAAGGCAGAUCCGGAGCACCGUGGACUGGAGCGAGUCCGCAACGUAUGGAGAGCACAUAUGGUUCGAGACCAACGUGUCUGGGGAUUUCUGCUAUGUUGGGGAGCAGUACUGUGUAGCUAAGAUGCUGCAGAAGUCAGUGUCCCGGAGAAAGUGUGCGGCUUGUAAGAUCGUGGUGCACACGCCCUGCAUCGAGCAGCUGGAGAAGAUAAACUUCCGCUGUAAGCCCUCCUUCCGGGAGUCAGGCUCCAGGAAUGUCCGGGAGCCGACCUUUGUGCGGCACCACUGGGUCCACAGGAGGCGCCAGGAUGGCAAGUGUCGGCACUGCGGAAAGGGCUUCCAGCAGAAGUUUACCUUCCACAGCAAAGAGAUUGUGGCCAUCAGCUGCUCCUGGUGCAAGCAAGCUUACCACAGCAAGGUGUCCUGCUUCAUGCUGCAGCAGAUCGAGGAACCCUGCUCCCUGGGCGCGCACGCCGCCGUAGUCAUCCCCCCUACUUGGAUCCUCCGUGCCCGCAGACCCCAGAACACCCUCAAGGCAAGCAAGAAGAAAAAGAGGGCAUCCUUCAAGAGGAAAUCCAGCAAGAAGGGGCCUGAGGAGGGCCGCUGGAGACCCUUCAUCAUCAGGCCCACCCCUUCGCCCCUCAUGAAGCCCCUGCUGGUGUUUGUGAACCCCAAGAGUGGGGGCAACCAGGGCGCCAAGAUCAUCCAGUCCUUCCUCUGGUAUCUCAACCCCCGACAAGUCUUUGACCUGAGCCAGGGAGGGCCCAAGGAGGCGCUGGAGAUGUACCGCAAGGUCCACAACUUGCGCAUCCUGGCCUGCGGGGGUGACGGCACGGUCGGCUGGAUCCUCUCCACACUGGACCAGCUACGCCUGAAGCCGCCGCCCCCCGUGGCCAUCCUGCCCCUGGGCACUGGCAACGACCUGGCCCGUACCCUCAACUGGGGUGGGGGCUACACUGACGAGCCCGUGUCCAAGAUCCUCUCCCACGUGGAGGAGGGCAACGUGGUACAGCUGGACCGCUGGGACCUCCGUGCAGAGCCCUGCCCAGAGGCAGGGCCUGAGGAGCGGGACGAGGGUGCCACCGACCGGCUGCCCCUGGAUGUCUUCAACAACUACUUCAGCCUGGGCUUCGACGCCCAUGUCACCCUGGAGUUCCACGAGUCUCGAGAGGCCAACCCGGAGAAAUUCAACAGUCGAUUCCGGAACAAGAUGUUCUAUGCCGGGACAGCUUUCUCUGACUUCCUCAUGGGCAGCUCCAAGGACCUGGCCAAACACAUCCGUGUGGUGUGUGACGGGACUGACCUGACACCCAAGAUCCAGGACCUGAAACCGCAGUGCAUCGUUUUCCUCAACAUCCCUAGGUACUGUGCAGGCACCAUGCCCUGGGGCCACCCUGGCGAGCACCACGACUUUGAGCCCCAGCGGCACGAUGACGGCUACCUCGAGGUCAUUGGCUUCACCAUGACGUCCCUGGCCGCGCUGCAGGUGGGCGGGCAUGGCGAGCGGCUGACACAGUGCCAGGAGGUGGUGCUGACCACGUCCAAGGCCAUCCCGGUGCAGGUGGACGGCGAGCCCUGCAAGCUGGUGGCCUCCCGCAUCCACAUCGCCCUACGCAACCAGGCCACCAUGGUGCAGAAGGCCAAGCGGCGCAGCACCGCCCCCCUGCACAGCGACCAGCAGCCAGUGCCCGAGCAGCUGCGGAUCCAGGUGAGCAGAGUCAGCAUGCACGACUAUGAGGCCCUGCACUAUGACAAGGAGCAGCUCAAGGAGGCCUCCGUGCCGCUGGGCACUGUGGUGGUCCCAGGAGACAGCGACCUGGAGCUGUGUCGUGCCCACAUUGAGCGGCUACAGCAGGUGAGGCUAGAGGGUGGGAGCCCGCCCCCUGCUGCCCGCCCCCUGCUGCCCACACAGCCCCCUUCUGCUUCCCAGCAGGAGCCCGAAGGUGCUGGAGCCAAUUCCCCUGCGUGCCAGAAACUGUCCCCUAAGUGGUGCUUCUUGGAUGCCACCACUGCCAGCCGCUUUUACCGGAUUGACAGGGCUCAGGAGCACCUCAACUACGUGACGGAGAUCGCGCAGGAUGAGAUUUAUAUCCUGGAUCCUGAGCUGCUAGGGGCGUCGGCCCGGCCUGACCUCCCCACCCCCACCUCUCCCCUCCCCACCUCGCCCUGCUCCCCUACACCCCGGUUGCUGCCAGGGGACGCACUGCCCCCUAAAGGUGAAAAGCUGAUUGAGGCAGCCAAGAAGAAUGACUUCUGUAAGCUUCAGGAGCUGCACCACGCCGGGGGCGACCUCAUGCACAGGGAUGAUCAGGGUCGGACGCUUCUGCACCAUGCAGUCAGCACUGGCAGCAAGGAGGUGGUCCGCUACCUGCUGGACCACGCCCCCUCAGAGAUCCUUGAUGCCGUAGAGGAAAAUGGGGAGACAUGCCUGCACCAGGCAGCCGCCCUGGGCCAGCGUACCAUCUGCCACUAUAUCGUGGAGGCCGGAGCCUCACUCAUGAAGACGGACCAGCAGGGUGACACUCCCCGGCAGCGUGCGGAGAAGGCUCAGGACACAGAGCUGGCCGCCUACCUGGAAAACCGGCAGCACUACCAGAUGAUCCAACGGGAGGACCAGGAGACAGCCGUGUAGCCGCCAGGCCAGGCGACCCCAGGGGCUGGGCCAGCGGACGAUGAGCCCCCUUCUUGCCUGCCUCACUGCCACAUUCCAGUUGGGGAGUCUUGGGCCCCGGGGAGCCCCGUGCUGCCCCCUGAGGAGCUGCCCAGGCCUAGGACUGGACUCUGAGAAGCUGGGGCAUCUUGCCUGCCCCCCCCCACCCCCUGUGACCCCAACCUGACCUAGAGGAGCAAAGGGGAACAGGGAACGACUGAGCUGGGCAGGCCUUGGGGGGAGGGGUGCGUCUGGGCCCCUUGGGAGUGGCCCUGCCCCUCACUGCAGCAGUGGCCUCCCUCCAGUUGGGAGGUGAGAAUGGGAGGGCCUGGGGCCCUAUCAGGGAGGUUCUCUAAGCCACCAUCCCCACCCACCCCUGGGGGCUUCCCCCCAGAAACGGGUGCCUGCCUCUCUGCCUGCCUGCUGCCCUGCUUGGCACCCGACCCUUGUACCCAGUCAUUUCAUCGGGACUGUGGCCUGGGGGUUGUGCUGGGGCUCUGAGGGUGACAUGUUUACAGCUGGGUGUGACUCAGUAAAGUGGAUUUUUUUUCCUUU
This is a messenger RNA of Erinaceus europaeus (western European hedgehog), 4341 nucleotides long. It is a transcript of the gene DGKZ, whose product is annotated as diacylglycerol kinase zeta. Gene Ontology annotation, biological process: lipid phosphorylation; intracellular signal transduction; diacylglycerol metabolic process. Gene Ontology annotation, cellular component: nucleus. Gene Ontology annotation, molecular function: ATP-dependent diacylglycerol kinase activity; protein binding. The transcript is spliced from 31 exons. Lineage: Eukaryota; Metazoa; Chordata; Mammalia; Eulipotyphla; Erinaceidae. Bases 241 to 3768 code for a protein of 1175 amino acids. The record is from RefSeq and is a predicted model, not a curated record.